UCAGAACAUAUAGGAUAUAAAGCAAUAUACACAUAUUAAAAAAAAACACUGGGUUAAAUAAAAUAAUAUAGAAUAGGGCUACAUCUCGGUUCACACUCCAUUACAGUAGGUGGCGGUAAUGCACACCACAAGGUUGCUUGCCAACCGCCAUAAAAAAUACAAAAGAAGAAGAAGAAUUCGUCCAAUCAGCGUUCGAGCUCUGAGACGUUGCAGAAUUUUGAACGUCGAAGCCUUGUUUCCUUUUCCUUCUUUUUACCCCCACAUUGAACACUUUUUAAGUCAGAUUUCAAGUUUUUACCCACAACAUGGAUCUAAAUUUGAAGGAUGGCUUACACACUAACGUCCUUAUCUACAAAAAGGCUUUGGAUCGGAUAGUAGACAAAUAUUCAAAGAUCCAAUGUCAAGCCGCGAUAGAUUUGGACCUUGCUGUCACCAGUAAAAAAGCAUUGGGACGCUUCAUGGACGUGUCAGAAAAGGAGAUUGCCAUGUUGACAGCAAAGAGCCUGUCAUGUUCAACAGAGGACCGUUUAGAACUGCAUGAGGCUUCCAGGAUCUCCCGGCUGGAGCUCAUGCAGCAAAAUGGCGGCGGCAGUGACGAGAGUCACAUAAUAGAUCAACUGAGUGCAGAUGAUGAAGAAAGCGUGCGUUCCUACCUGACGAUGAGCUUGCUGGACGACAGCCAGAGGAACCUCUCGGAGAUAGACUCCCUGCCGGAGGACCAGGACGAAGAGCUGGAGAUGAGCCUGAGCAGCGGAGGAAGCAGACUGUCGGAGCUCUACCCCGCCAUGAUAGACCAGAUAGGGCGGGCGCGACACCGGGAGCACGUCUCCAAGGUGGCUGAAGGGGUGGUCAGGAGGUACCGCAAGUGGCGAUUGACGUCCAAGAACCGCCGAGGCACCACGGCCAAUGACAGCGCUCGUAGAAGCGUUGAUGCGAGAGAGAAAAACAAUCAGGCCAGCUGGCAGCGCCCGGUGGUGACGGAGCCGAGGCAGAAGCCCGUGGCGGUGCUGGACCCGUCUUACUUAGAAUCUCCCAAACCGAAAAGAAACCUCUUGAACGAGACCUUCAUCGUGGGAGAGCAGCCGUCCUCCCGUAGCCUCAGUCCUCCACGCUUCUUUGACAUGUCCAUCAGGUCCAAAAUGUUGACUCUCUCCUCUCCCGAAAGCAUCCGCGGCACCCAUCUCUCCGCUCCCGAAAGCAUCCACGGCCCCCAUCUCUUUGCUCCCGAAAGCAUCCACGGCCCCCAUCUCUCCGCUCCCGAAAGCAUCCACGGCACCCAUCUCUACGCUCCCAAAAGCAUCCACGGCCCCCAUCUCUACGCUCCCAAAAGCAUCCACGGCCCCCAUCUCUCCGCUCCCAAAAGCAUCCACGGCACCCAUCUCUUCGCUCCCAAAAGCAUCCGCGGCACCCAUCUAUCCGCUCCCAAAAGCAUCCACGGCACCCAUCUCUACGCUCCCAAAAGCAUCCACGGCCCUUAUCUCUCCGCUCCCAAAAGCAUCCACGGCACCCAUCUCUUCGCUCCCGAAAGCAUCCAUGGCACCCAUCUCUCCGCUCCCGAAAGCAUCCACGGCACCCAUCUCUCCGCUCCCAAAAGCAGCCACGGCCCCCGUCUCUCCGCUCCCGAAAGCAUCCACAGCCCCCGUCUCUCCGCUCCCGAAAGCAUCCACGGCCCCCAUCUCUCCGCUCCCAAAAGCAUCCACGGCCCCCAUCUCUCCGCUCCCGAAAGCAUCCACAGCCCCCAUCUCUCCGCUCCCGAAAGCAUCCACGGCCCCCAUCUCUCCGCUCCCAAAAGCAUUCACGGCCCCCAUCUCUCCGCUCCCGAAAGCAUCCAUGGCCCCCAUCUCUCCGCUCCCAAAAGCAGCCACGGCUCCCGUCUCUCCGCUCCCGAAAGCAUCCACGGCCCCCAUCUCUCCGCUCCCAAAAGCAUCCACGGCCCCCAUCUCUCCGCUCCCGAAAGCAUCCACGGCUCCCCGCUGAGACAAAGUCCUUUAAAGACGAGGUUGAAGAGCUUCAGCAGGUCCCCUCAGACCUCCUCCAGAGAGCCUGCAAGGUCCGCCUCCCCGCUACCAAAGCCACCCGUUCGCCAGAAGAUGCUCCACCCCGAGCCCCGCCCGAAGAUCCCGUACUCCCCGAAGGAGCUGGACAAAGAAUUUCUCCGAUUCUACCACAAGCUGGUGUGCCAGAACAAACCUCACGACGGGCCCCCCUGCCGGCUGUGCGCCAGGAGCUCCGCUGCCGCACGGCAACACUCCUCCCGAACGCUGGUGGCGCUGGCGCUGUCACCGCAUCGGCUGGACCGGAGGAAGCGCCACAGGGAGCGAGACUGGGAGAACGAGUCUCUGGCCAAGCGAUGGAGCGCCUACUCCCCGGGGUCAAAACGGCACAGCCACCAGGCGCUAAGACGCCGCCUCUGCGCGUCUGAUGACGAGGCUUCAAAUCGGAGCUCGGCGGAACCUUCCAGAUUUGGAAGUCCGCGGAAGAUUAGCAACUACACAAACUACUUUCAAAGGUAAUCUUUUAGUGUUUUAAUACCGCCACAUGUAUCGUUGUCAUCUGUGAGGAUGCAAGUACAGUACACACUGCAACUGUAUGUGUCUUUUAGAACUGUC
This is a messenger RNA of Nerophis lumbriciformis (worm pipefish), 2609 nucleotides long. RefSeq lists its product as uncharacterized. Lineage: Eukaryota; Metazoa; Chordata; Actinopteri; Syngnathiformes; Syngnathidae. The record is from RefSeq and is a predicted model, not a curated record.